AUGGUCGAUCAUCUACGAGGGGCCGACAAGGCCUGGAGAAUCGUUGACUUGGACGACUAUUUCCGCAAUAAACGCGACUGGGUAGAUCCACAACAAUCCUUUUCGUCGAACGGUGGGCCUCUAGCUUCGUUGACAGAUUCUACUACUCAAAUGACGAUCGUGGCCUACCUAUAA
This is a messenger RNA of Lobosporangium transversale, 174 nucleotides long. RefSeq lists its product as hypothetical. Lineage: Eukaryota; Fungi; Mortierellomycota; Mortierellomycetes; Mortierellales; Mortierellaceae. The record is from RefSeq and is a predicted model, not a curated record. The transcript has 2 exons. The coding region runs from base 1 to 174 and encodes 57 amino acids.